This is a messenger RNA of Diospyros lotus (date-plum), 2688 nucleotides long. RefSeq lists its product as hypothetical. The transcript has 2 exons. The record is from RefSeq and is a predicted model, not a curated record. Lineage: Eukaryota; Viridiplantae; Streptophyta; Magnoliopsida; Ericales; Ebenaceae. Bases 385 to 2094 code for a protein of 569 amino acids.
CCCCCCCCUCUCUCUCUCUCUGGAAAUCUUUAUAAAAGGUUCCAAACUCCAAAUAAAUGAGGGCUCUUGGCUGCUUGCUAGUUUCUAUUAUUCUUUUGAUUAUAAUUAGGAGAGUGAUUUAGAGGGGGUGGGGGGAGAGGAGAGACAGGACUCUGCUUUGACCUUUCCUCUGUUCAGUUGAUACCUCUUGUUGAGGUUGGUGAUGAUUGGGAUGGAGAUUUGAAAAGAAAUAGAUUGAGGAGAGGAACUUUGCCUUUGCCUUUGCCUUUCCCUUUCCUCUCUCUCAAUUUCAUGUACGGCGAAUUCUUCCCAAAUUUCAGAGCCCAUUAGAGAGAGAGAGAGAGAGAGUCAAGAGAUUGAGAAGAAGAAAUUUGGGUUCGGAAGAUGUUUGGGUGUGAGUGUUUCAGUUGGAAAAGGCGCUCAGAAGAAGACGACUACCCUUUUCAACCGCAGCCCUUUUCCCUGCCUUCGCCCCUUCCUCAAUGGCCUCCAGGUCAAGGUUUUGCUACGGGGACUUUAUGCCUAGGAGAAAUAGAAGUUCGUAAAAUCACUAAGUUUGAGAGCAUAUGGAACCUCAACCAUCUGCGGGGAAAAGAGAAAGGAGUCACAUUUUAUAGACCUGCAGAAAUCCCCGAUGGAUUUUUCAGCCUCGGUCACUACUGCCAACCCAAUGACCAGCCAUUGAGAGGCUACCUUCUUGUAGCCCGAGAGAUUCCUGCAACUGAACAAAAAGUUAGCUGUAUCUGUGAUCCUACAUCACUCUCUCCUGCUCUUAGAAAGCCUCUCGGCUAUAAAUUAGUCUGGAGUACAGAUUCCCAUUACAGUUGUUGUGGAUACGUUUGGCUGCCUGAAGCACCGGCUGGUUAUAAACCAAUGGGUUUUGUGGUGUCCGACAAGCCAGAUGAACCUGCGAUUGAAGAAGUUAGAUGUGUCAGAGAAGACCUUACAGAGACUAGUGAAACUUGUGAGAUGAUGAUGGUGACAGAUUCACGAUUUUUAAAGCCCUCGCUCAAAGUUUGGAGCAUGAGACCGAUCAGAAGGGGGAUGUUUGCCGGAGGCGUUUCUGUCGGGACAUUUUUUUGCACUACUUACGACAGUUAUGGAGAGCUGCUAAAUGUAGCAUGCUUAAAGAAUCUCGAUUCUUCUCUAUGUGCAAUGCCAAACCUGGACCAAAUUCAUUCUCUUAUCGGGCAUUAUGGACCUACGGUUUUCUUUCAUCCGGAUGAGGAGUUUUUGCCCUCCUCGGUUGCAUGGUUUUUCAAAAAUGGGGCACUUCUGUACAAAAUCGAUAGAGCCAAGGGACUGCGUAUUGAUUACAAGGGUUCAAACUUGCCUAGUGGUGGAAUAAAUGACGGGGAGUAUUGGAUAGACUUGCCAGAAGAUGAUGAUCAGAGAAAUUAUCUCAAAAAGGGUAACAUGGAGAGUGCCGAGCUCUAUGUUCAUGUAAAACCAGCUUUGGGCGGAACUUUCACUGAUAUUGUCAUGUGGGUCUUUUGUCCCUUCAACGGACCAGCCACCAUCAAAGCUGGCCUACUAAAUCUUGAAUUGCGCAGAAUAGGUGAGCAUGUCGGCGACUGGGAGCAUUUUACACUUCGCGUGAGCAACUUCACUGGAGAGCUUUGGAGUGUGUACUUCUCCGAGCACAGUGGUGGUGGAUGGGUGGAUGCUUCUGACUUGGAGUUCAUUGACGGUAAUAAGCCAAUCGUUUAUUCAUCGAAAAGUGGCCACGCAAGCUUCCCACACCCCGGCACCUACAUCCAGGGGUCCUCAAAACUCAGCAUAGGAGUGAGGAAUGAUACUGCUCAGAGCAAAUAUUAUGUGGAUUCUAGUACCAGGUAUCAGAUAAUUGCAGCUGAGUAUCUUGGAAAUGAAGCUGUAACUGAACCACACUGGUUACAGUAUAUGAGAGAGUGGGGUCCUACCAUCGUCUAUGAUGCGCGAUCUGAACUCGACAAGAUUAUCAGUCACUUCCCCAUGUUUCUUCGAUUCUCAGCAGAGACCCUCUUCGAAUUGUUUCCAACUGAGAUCUAUGGCGAGGAAGGGCCAACAGGACCAAAGGAGAAGGAUAACUGGAUUGGGGAUGAAAGAUGUUAGGCCUGCAGCAGCCUGCUACACCCAAAAUUUCAUGCCACUCUGUUGUAAGCUCAGCCCAUUUUGCAAUCUUCAUUCAAACUAUUCUCCAUGCAUACAAAACAUCGUGCCCCACAGGUUAGUAGAAUGAAGUAAAACACAAUGGAAGCACUAAGUCGCCAUUCUUUCUGCACCUAUUUUCUCCAGUAUCGAUCUGCUUAUUAGUUGCAGGGAUUGGUUCGGUUGGAGGGAGGAGGUGCUCUUGCUGUUAUAGUGUGCAAGUAGCUUGCAUAUCUUGUAUCCAUGUCCGCAAGAACAAUCACUGAGCAUGUUGUGUUAUCAACACACAUAAUAUGUGCAUUGUAUAUAGAGGGAUUGUUUACGAGUACUUGAGGCUUGUGUCUCUGUCUGUCUGUCUGUCUGUGUAUCUACAUCUUGUAUGUCUCAGACUGUGCAGCACGGCAUGGUCGUUGCUGAGCCUGAGGUCUCCCAUUUGGUAUUAUUGUGGCUUAAGAUCAAGUGUUCUUCGCUUGUACUUGUGCUGAAGAAGAGGUUGAAACAAAGAGCUUCCAUUCUCUCUAGUUGGAAACACUCUUUAACACAAGAGCUUCCAUCUUU